CUAGUACAGACUUUUAUGCAAAUUGUGGCGCGUUCCAGUGCUCUGAUUGGUCGUACGAGCGUCACGAGACGCGGCACGGUAGAACUCCUGCACUGCUGAGCUUGUGCUGUCUGUGAAAAUGAGUGAGUCUUUAGUUGUGUGUGAGGUGGACGAAGACCUGGUGAAAAAGUUGCGGGAUUUCCGCUUCAGGAAGGAGACUAAUAAUGCCGCCAUCAUCAUGAAGAUUGAUAAAGACAAACAGCUGGUGAUUCUGGAGGAGGAGCAUGAAGAUAUUUCCCCUGAAGACCUGAAGAAUGAGCUACCAGAGAGACAGCCCAGAUUUGUAGUCUACAGCUAUAAGUACCAGCACGAUGAUGGGAGAGUGUCCUACCCUCUGUGUUUUAUCUUCUCCAGUCCUGUUGGAUGCAAACCUGAGCAGCAGAUGAUGUACGCCGGCAGCAAAAACAAACUGGUACAGACGGUUGAACUGACCAAGGUGUUUGAGAUCAGGAACACUGAAGACUUGACAGAGGAGUGGCUCCGAGAGAAACUGGGCUUCUUCCACUAAGAAAGGACUGAACAAGCUAACAUUCGUGUUAAGAGUGACCGAGAUGGGACCAUCACCUCCAAACGGAGCGAAUACCAUAGUCCAUCUAAUAAUGUCUGUUUGUGUAUGUUUGAAUGCUUCUGCCCAAACUCUAAACCCGCCUGUACCAGUUUAAGAUGACAGAAAUAUGAGGUGCAAAGAAAUGAAAAUGUGAAAGCAAAUUCCACAUAUACACUGAACAAUUCCUUGGAUUUUUAAAACCAUUCCGCUCUUAUCUCUGAGCAGUAACGUAUGUACUGGCCUGCAUAGGUGGUCCAGUCUUACUGCCAUGAUAGUUGGAUGACAUGUUGCAAUUUUAUGUCAGCUAUCCUUCAUGAUAGAUGACAUGGCAUCAGAUUUAAACAUUGUAAAAAUCUAUAAUGUAGCAUGUUUUGCCCGUUUUGGUAUAAAAUCACAUAAGUCUUCAUGUAAUGCCCUGAUAAGGGCCAAACAUUUUCUUCCUUUGUAAAGCAUUUUCUAACUUUAAUUUGACCAAACAUGAAUUAUUUUGGUUUGAUAUGUGUUGAACAGUAAUGGUAGGUGAAGAGGUCAGAAGUCCUACUGAUAUUUUUGGGAGAAAUCGUUUACUAUUUCUGACCUGUUGUCAUAAAUUCAUUAUUUUUUGCCUUUUUAAAUCUGCUCAUAGCGUGAUAAACAAAUCUCGACUAAAGAUCUAGAAUCUGAGGACAAUUGGGUGAAAGUUCUGGGACUAAUUUUACUUGAUUUAGUGUUUUUGGGAGAGGGGACAUAGAAUUUGUCACCCGGAUGUCAUUAAUCACAGAUCUGCCCUACCUUUUUGGAGAUGUGUAGGUUUAGAUGUACAUCGGCAGAGAUGUGCUAUGGUAUUCUGCCACAGGCAGGCAAUCAUCUAAUUCCUCUGUUAGUUAUUCUAAAUUAAUCUUUCUCACUGUCCAACUAAACACUGGAAUAAAACUGGUGUCACUAUUCUUAAGUUUAUUCAAAGCAUCACUAUUUCCGUACUUAUGUAAAAAACAAUCUUUCUAUUGGCAAAAUGUAAACACUGGAAAUUUCUUUAAUGUUCAAAGCUUAACAAGGUAGUAUGAAUAAUUUAAGGAAGUGAUGUUAUUAUGGGUUUGAUAAGUAAUACCUCGGCAGAUCUCAGAUCUUUCAGAAUUUGUGAGCUGUAAUGUGGGUCAGGCUCAUCUCUACAUCUGUAGAACCUGUAACACCUGUGAUUAGUGCUGUUUCCUACUAAACACUGUUUGCUCACUUUGAUGGCUUGUAUGAUGUGGACAUCACAUGAUAUGUCCCAUACAGUAGUCAACUGUGUAUGUGUUUAACAUUUAAUUUUUAAUGACUGAAGAAGCUUUUACUGAUCAUUUAUAACUCAAGUUCUCUCUUGAAACCAGAAAAAUGGUUAACCUUUCAAUAUGUCUCAAUUACAUUUGUCUGCUGUUUUGAAUAAUUAAA
This is a messenger RNA of Sinocyclocheilus rhinocerous, 1996 nucleotides long. Its product is annotated as glia maturation factor beta. The record is from RefSeq and is a predicted model, not a curated record. Gene Ontology annotation, biological process: negative regulation of Arp2/3 complex-mediated actin nucleation; actin filament debranching. The transcript is spliced from 7 exons. Gene Ontology annotation, molecular function: Arp2/3 complex binding; actin binding. NCBI's taxonomy places the organism in Eukaryota, Metazoa, Chordata, Actinopteri, Cypriniformes, Cyprinidae. The coding region runs from base 119 to 547 and encodes 142 amino acids. Gene Ontology annotation, cellular component: cortical actin cytoskeleton.